Blastomyces dermatitidis ER-3 is the source of this 3393-nucleotide messenger RNA. Its product is annotated as IFRD domain-containing protein. Lineage: Eukaryota; Fungi; Ascomycota; Eurotiomycetes; Onygenales; Ajellomycetaceae. The coding region runs from base 1047 to 2561 and encodes 504 amino acids. The transcript is spliced from 2 exons. The record is from RefSeq and is a predicted model, not a curated record.
AUUAUUGAAAUAAUAAAUAAUACAUUAAUACCAAUGCUGAUCAUACAAUAGAGCAAUAAUAGUCAAAAGGCUCUCUCUACUCUUUGUAUGGUAACUAUGGUAUGUGUAUUAUUGUGUUAUUUUGUUGUACUCGAACUCGAAUAAAUAGGAACUAACAAAAUGACGUCAUUUGCCAGGGCCUCGGCUAGCUAGCCGGAUCGGGAUCAGAGGGCGAGCCCUAAUCUUGCUAAUCGGGGAAAUUCUUUUUUUUCUUUUUUUUUUUGUUUUGUAUAGGCCAGACGCUGCAGCAGUUAGAUAUCUAUAUCCAGUUACCUCACUUACUUCGACUUCGAGGGUUCGAGAGUAUUGGCUAAUGUAUAUAUACACUCCAAUCAUCCAUCCAUCUCGUCCUCUGUGUUGUGAUCUUAGUCUGCGUGUUUUAUCCUGUUGACUUUUUUUGCCUGCCAGACUAUUUUUACGUCAUUUCCCACCCACCCACCAAGAGCCCUAACAAUAUACAACAAUCAUCUUCUUCUCCUCCUCCUCCACCCCCACCAACCAACCAACCAACCACUCUCCACACAUUUCCGUCACCACCCCGCUCAGACUCCCAAACGAUCCCGCGGUAUAAGACUUCUUCUUCUACCCUAGUAAUGGUAAUGCUUGACCUUAUGGACUAUUCGUCUCUACACACCUUCCGCUGCAUCUUGUGCAUGUACCACUGCAAGACCACCAGGCCUCUGGGCUAGCACCUGCCGGACUCCCCAAGAAAUACGAACUGAACCCUCUACUACUGUGCGCACCAGCGCAUCCUUCUCUAUCCUACCUAUCAAUAGGCUUCGCCACUCUCGUUAUAUAUAUAUACAUAUAUAUAUAUAUCAUCAACCGCGAGCUUCUUCCAAGCACGAUACAUCCUUACUCCUACACUUUUCGCUCCCAAAAAAACACACUUUAUUGAGAAGACGAAGAGGAACAGAGGUCCAACAGCCUACCUCUCUCGUAUCCCCCAUCCCCCACAAAACAAGGGAACCAAAACCCAAGAGAAUUCGAUAUACAUUCUAGCCAACAUGCGGGAUCUCCGUCGUCAGGCUCUUGAGAGCAAAAAGACCGUCUCGCGCAAAGCACAGAGCCGUGAAGCCUCUCGGGCUACUUCGCGCGCAAGCUCCGCUCAAAACUCCCGCCCUUCCUCCCGUAACGCGAGCAGGCAUCCUUCAGAUGACGAGGAUGCUGAGAGUGAAGGAACGGCCUACAGCUCCCCAUCGCUCGAUGAAUACUUCCCCUCUGCAAAUGAUGAAGAAGCAGCCGCUUCCGAAACCUGGCAACAAGAUUUAGAAGAAGUGAUAAAAGACUACAACGACCGCAAACGCAGCAGCAACCUGAGUCGCGAGGACGCACUGACUGCUUACGUCCGCAUCCUGACAUCCCACUACGUCGACGAAUCCCUACCUGAAUUCAACGAACUCCUCGCCUCCUUCGCCAAGAGCAUCAAAUCCGAGUCCAGCGAGAAAGAAACAGUCCUAGCCCUGAAAGCAGUAAGCCUCACGGCACUGACCUUCCUCGAUGGAACCAUCUACGACCAGUUUUCCUCUCUGCUUCGCCGCACCAUCACAGACUCCCCCAACAUGCCCAUCAAAGCAGCCGCCAUCCACUGCCUGGGCGCCUGCACCUUCUUCGGCGACGCGGGCGAGGACGAGAUCCUCGACCAGAUGAACUUUUUGCUCGAGAUCGUUUCGUCCGAUGGCCAUUAUGUUAAUGCGCCCGACGAUGCGAGUGUUGUCACCGCCGCGCUAGAGGAGUGGGGAUUCCUCGCGACGGAGGUCGAGGAUCUCGAACAUGAGAGCGAAGACGCCAUCGAGGCGUUUGCAGAGCAGCUGGAGAGCACCGAGGCGGCGGUGCAGAUUGCCGCAGGCGAGAACAUCGCGCUGCUCUAUGAGAAGAGUUACACGCCACUGGAGGAAGGGGAGUCGAUGCCGGACGUGGAGGACGAAGGGGAGAAUGAGUCCUCCGCGGACGAAGACGGGUCUUCGUUCCUAUCCGACGACGAGGAUGGACCCGCAGGCGAUCACGGCCCGCCGCUCAUCAAACGCUACAACGCAUACCACAACACCCCGCGCAUCCUCCACCAAGUCGACGCCCUCGCCAACGUCUCCGGCCGCCACAUCAACAAGAAGUCCAAACGCUCGCUCCACGCCAACUUCUCCUCCAUCCACACCACCAUCGCCAACCCGCGGCGCGGCCCGCAGUACAGCAAGGCCAUCGACAGCGAGACGUCUCGCCAGUAUGGCACGCGGAAGACGGUGAAGAUCCACCAGGAUGCGUUUAUGAAGCUGGAUCGAUGGUGGAAGUGGUUACGCCUGGCGGCAUUGCGGCGGUUGUUGAGGUGGGGGUUUGUGACGCAUUAUUUUGAGGGGAGUAGAGGGGUGUUGGAUUGUUUGCCGGUUAUGGUGAGGCCGGUGGUGAAGAGGAAGGCGAAGGGGAUGGGGUUGGGGAUUGGUGGUGGUGGUGGGAGUAGUAGCAGUGGUGGCGGCGGCGGUGGUGGUGGGAAGAAGGGCGGGAGGAGGAAAGGGUUUGAGAUGGUUUGAGGAAGUUUGUUUCUUUUUCCCUUCAUUUUUUUCUUUUUUUCAUUUUUUUUUUUUUUUGGGUCCCUUUUUUCGCUUUCUGGUGUCUAUUCGGGUUCCGGUUCCUGUUCUAAGUUAUUGUCUAUCACCUCUCCUGCCUUACUUACCUUAACCCCCCUCACUCUGUCCUGAUUGCAUGGUCUUAUUUCAUAUUCGUUACACUUUUCUGAUCAAAAGAGUUUUAACCGAUUCUUCCUUCGCCUUGGAUUUUUUUUGGCUUCCAUAUAUAUAUAACUAACUCCCUUGUUUUCCCCUCCCCCCAAAGUUUCCCUGUUUACAUCCUGUGAGAAACACCAGAUGUCAUGAUGAUGUGUUGAUGUUGUUAACUUCCCUUUUCGUUGCCCAUUCCUUGUCUUUGUCUUCCCCAUCAUCACAGACAAAACUAUAUAUUUCUCUGUCAUUUCUUCUUACAUAUUUUGUUUUCAAUCAUCAUUAAUUGGCGGGAUACAUACAUACAUACAUUACAUUACAUAUAUAUAUUUACAUAUCUGCACCAUUUUUGUCAAAAAAACUACACUUAGAAAGGGAUGGAUGGAUGGAUGGAUGGAUGGGUUAUAUAUGUUUUGCAUUUUAUAUACUAACUGCAUGGUUACUCUCUACAAAUGUCUGGCUCAUGUUAUCUAUCUCGCUCACAUGUUCAUAAGAAAGAAGAAAAAGAAUGCAAGUCAUUUGUUUGUUUGUCUGUUCGUUUAUUUCCCCUUACGUAUAAUUAAUUUUUUCUUGUGACUUACAAACAACAGAGAUGUGGUUUUGGGAUAUCCUGUGCUUUUAUAAUCUAGAAUCAUGAUAAAAAAAA